AUGAGAAUCUGCAAGAUGGUCCGGGUGGCGAGUGUGCUGGGGCUGGUCAUGCUGAGCGUCGCGCUGCUCAUCCUCUCCCUCAUUAGCUACGUCUCCCUGAAGAAGGAGAACAUCUUCACCACCCCCAAAUAUGCCAGUGCUGGGGGGCCCCGUAUGUACAUGUUCCAUGCUGGCUUUCGGUCUCAAUUUGCCAUGAAGUUCUUGGACCCUUCGUUUGUACCAAUUACUAAUUCCCUGACCCAAGAGUUACAAGAGAAGCCGGCCAAGUGGGUAUUUAACAAGACGGCCUUUGCGCGACAGAGACGGGAGAUCCUACAGAACGUAGAUGUCAUCCGAAACUUCUCUUUGACCAAGAAUAGUGUAAGGACAGGACAAUUAAUGCAUUACGAUUACUCCAGUCACAAAUAUGUUUUCUCCAUCAGCAAUAACUUCCGAUCGCUGCUCCCCGACACCUCUCCCGUCAUGAAUAAACGUUACAACGUCUGCGCCGUCAUUGGGAACAGCGGCAUUCUCACGGAGAGCCAGUGUGGGGCUGAAAUCGACAAGGCGGACUUUGUCUUCCGCUGCAACUUCGCCCCGACCGAGGGUUUCCAGAAGGACGUUGGAAGAAAGACCAACCUUACCACCUUCAAUCCGAGCAUCCUUGAGAAGUACUACAACAAUCUACUCACUAUACAAGAUCGCAACAAUUUCUUUUUGAGCUUGAAGAAGCUUGAUGGGGCCAUUCUCUGGAUCCCAGCGUUUUUUUUCCAUACAUCUGCAACCGUUACUAGGACACUGGUUGACUUCUUUGUGGAACACAGAGAUCAGCUGAAGGUUCAGUUGGCCUGGCCGGGGAACAUCAUGCAGCAUGUAAACAGGUACUGGAAGAACAAGCACUUAUCCCCUAAACGUUUGAGCACCGGUAUCCUAAUGUACACCCUUGCCUCUUCAGUCUGCGAAGAAAUCCACUUGUAUGGCUUCUGGCCCUUCGGAUGGGAUCCCAACACGGGGAAAGACCUUCCGUACCAUUAUUACGACAAAAAGGGAACCAAAUUCACCACCAAAUGGCAGGAAUCCCACCAGCUUCCUGCAGAGUUUAAAUUACUGUACAAAAUGCACAGAGAAGGACUGACUAAGUUGACUUUAUCACAAUGUGCCUAAGAACAAAGCAACACAAACAUGUGCCAAUUGAUAAAAGUGCCCAAAAUGUAAUUUAAUAUUCAUCGGGGGGGGGGGGAUAGGAACAAAAAUGUAAUUAAUGACGUAGAAUGUAGAUCGUCUCAUCUGUCUUUUGUACUCGUUGCCAGGUUGUUUAGUGAGUGUGUAGCAACGUAGAGCCGAGGAACAUUCUCACAAUGAGGGAACACAUUUGGUAGAUACUCGGCAGCCGUGUAUUUGCUUCUAUGGGUCUCCCGCGUCCUUUCACAAUAGUUAUGAACAUCUUGGGUCAAAAUAGAUCAAAUUGGGAAAAGCGUAUUGAAUAUUUACACAAUGGGAAAGUCAAACAGUUGAGAAAUGGUUUGUGAUUUGGUGCAAUUUGUUUUACAGAAUCAUCACUUUGUGGCUUAUUGAACUGAGUUUUUGUUAAUAGAUCUAUGGAAAUUCAAAAAUUCUGUACUCUGUUUUGAUUAAAGGGGCGGUUCACCUUUAUUAUAUUAACUUUUAGGGGCUGAUUUACUAAUCCACGAAUCCGAAUGGAAAAAAUUUGGAUUGGAAAACGAACAUUUUGCGACUUUUUCGUAUUUUUUUUUUUAGGGGCUGAUUUACUAAUCCACGAAUCCAAAUGGGAAAAAUUUGGAUUGGAAAACGAACAUUUUGCAAUUUUUUCGUAUUUUUUGCGACUUUUUCGUAGCCGUUACGACUUUCGCGCAUUGUCGCGACUUUUUCAUUGCCAUUACAAAUUUCGUGAAUUGUCGCGACUUUUUCAUAGCCAGUACGACUUUCGUGAAUUGUUGCGACUUUCGUAUUGAGCGCUCGAAAAAGUCGCAAAAUACCGAUCAUUUACGAAAAAAACGCUUUCGGAUGUUCGUGGAUUAGUAAAUGUGCCCCUUAGUGUGUUAUAGAAUGUCCUAUUCCCAGCAACUUUGCAAUUUGUCUAUUUUUGAUGGUUUUUGAAUUAUUUGCCUUUUCAGCUUUCUAAUGGGGGUUAGUGAUGAGCUUUGCUGAAAAAUCUGUGAAACGACAGAAAAAUUAGCGAAAUUUUGACGCAACAAAAUUCACUUAUGGCUAACGGGGGUCACUGACCCCGGCAGCCAAAAACUAUUGCUCUGUGAGGCUACAGCUUUAUUGUUAUUGCUAUUUUAUAAACUUAUUUUUCUAUUCAGUCCCUCUCCUAUUCAUAUAUCUAUCUCUCCUUUAAACCACUGCCUGGUUACUAGGAUAAAAAAGACCCUAGCAACCAGAUAGCUGCUAUAUUACCAAGUGAAGAGCUGCUGAACAAAAAGUUAAAUAACCAUAAACCAUAAAAAAUUAAGGUCAAUUGGUAGUUGACUCCGGACUGAACUUGACCAGUUUGGAAUUUCAGCAGCAGUCUGGUUGCUAUGAUGUAAAUUACCUUAGCGAUGAGGGAGUGGUUUGAAUAAGAUGCUGGAAUAUGAAUAAGAGAAGGUCUGUAUAGAAAGAUAAGUAACAAAAAGUAACAAUAACAAUAAAACUGGAGCCUCACAGAGCAAUAGUUUUUGGCUGCCGGGGUCAGUGACCCCCAUUUGAAAGCCGGAAAGAGGCACAAGAUGAAGACAAGUAAUUAAAAAACUAUGCAAAACAAUAAUGAAGACCAAUUGAAAAGUUGCUUAGAUGUCCAUUCUAUAACAUACUGAAAGUUCACUAAUAAUCUCCUACAUGAUAGUGUAGAAACCAUUGGGAAUUGUAUGAUGAUCUGCAAAUUUAUAUCAGCUUUUCCAGCAUGACAUUUAACUGGUUAAAAAGGUUUAGUUAGAGUAAGAGCCAGCUAACUAUCUCCCUGUCCUAACUAGUUGCAAAUUUGAUUCCAAAAUAGACCUAAUAUCAUGUCUUGUUUAAACAAAUUGCUCCAGCCAUACUGUAGGCCCCUUAUUUCCAGGGAAACUUCCAUGUAUAGAAUAAUCCAACCAACCAAUUCUGGCUGCACCAGAUUCAACAAUGGCAUCCAAACCUACAUAAGGGUGAAGACACACGGAGCUACUAGUAGCAGCUACUUGUCACGGCUACAAAAGUAGACAAUGCUGAUCAUUUACUGAUAAUUGUGUGUUUUAGCAGAGGCAGUUCUCAGUAUUGUCUAUGGCAGGGGAUUUUAUAGCGUUUAGUAGCUGCUACUAAGUAGCUCUGUGUGUCUUCAGCCUUGGUAGGGUAAUGUGCUAUCUCUUCUUUGCUCAUUAUUUUUGUAGGGUUUCAGAACAUAUUUCUGCCUGUGAUCCUUCUGACCCCGACCCCCUAGUUUUCACUUUCAGAACGUUCCGGUUGGGCACAGUCUUAUUUUUUUAGAUUAAUUCCAUGUCCGUUUAGGGCUAGGGUUGCCAGUUGGAUGGUAUUUUGCCACCUAAUCAGUGAAAUAUCAGACAAGGGCAGGGUCGGACAGGGCCGCUGGAAAAUAACCGGUGGGCCCCAGCGGCCCAGACCCGACCCUGUUGCUGCUUCCCCUGGCUGCCGAUGUCCUUCCCUUGAUGGGUUUCACAUACGCGCAUUCAGGGGAGGACGUUGGGUGGGGGCCCCUGCAGGGGGGUAAGGGGUGCAUGGCGGGAGCCCCUGCAGGGGACAUGUCCGGCGGAGAUACCUUGGGGGGUGACGGGCCCCUGGGGAGGUAGUCCCGGUGGGCCUUGCACCCCCAGUCUGACCCUGGACAAUGGCUAAUACAAAUGUACUAGCAAUUACCUGCAGCUAAAUUUGCCCUUUUAGCCAGAACCCACCCCAUCACCUGCAUCUUUACCUUAUGACCCAGCCUCUUUACAUCCCUGCCCCUCCUACAGCAUUGCCCCAACCCUCCUACAUUAUUACCCCACCCUUCCUACAUCACCCCCAGCACAUCCCAGACAGUAUUUUUCUAUUGAAAAGAUGGCAACCAUACCCUCUGUACCCUAUUAGCCAGAACCCUAUCCUGUACCUUCUCACCCAGCCUCUUUACAUCCCUGCCCCUCCUAUAGCAUUGCCCCAACCCUCCUACAUUAAUGCCCCACCCUUCCUACAUCACCCCCAGCACAUCCCAGACAGUAUUUUUCUAUUGAAAAGAUGGCAACCAUACCCUCUGUGCCCUAUUAGCCAGAACCCACCCCAUCACCUGCAUCUUUACCUUAUCACCCAGCCUCUUUACAUUCCUGCCCCUCCUAUAGCAUUGCCCCAACCCUCCUACAUUAAUGCCCCACCCUUCCUACAUCUCCCCCAGCACAUCCCAGGCAGUACUUUUCUAUUGAAAAGAUGGCAACCCUACCCUCUGUGCCCUAUUAGCCAGAACCCACUCCUUUACCUUAUAAACCAGCCUCUUUACAUCAUUGCCCCUCCUACAACAUUGCCCCAACCCUCCUACAUUAAUACCCCACCCUUCCUACAUCAGCGACACCCCCAGCACAUCCCAGCCAGUAUUUUUCUAUUGAAAAGAUGGCAACCCUAUUAGUGGCAGAAUGUUAUCUCACUUAGUGCAAGUUACUCAGAAUUAUAUUUUUAUAAAGGACUAGUGAUACAAACAAAUAUGUCUACUUUGUAGUAUAGCCUAGAUUAAAAUAGUAUAGAAAUGCUAGAUCCUUUUUUUUUCCAUUUGUGUUUGUCUUAAGGGCAGUUUUGGGAAUUACUUUUAAACUCUUUCUGUCGGCAAACGAAAAACAAAGGGGAAGAAAACAUAUUUCUUUAAAAAAUGCAUUUUAUGCAAGCUUCACACUCGAAGCAUCGAUGGGAUCUGGUUUGCACUGUUUUGUAUCCCUGUCGCAGUGUAGCUGCCUGCUCUGGAGAGGCUUUUGCUCAUUAGUAGGGAGAUCAUUAGUUAAUUAUGGGGGGGGGGUGUUAGCAUGUUUCUUUAAGAGAUAGCCGGGUCUUUUAGUUGCAGUUUAUUUGGGAAGUCUUGUUUAUAAAUGAUAGCUGUAAUUAAAUGUAUUUUAGCAGAUACAAUAAGGGCAUUAGAUUUGAUAUGUAUGGAACUAUUCUGAAGAUAUAAUUUAUUCUAACAGCUACAAAAAUAGACAUUUUUGGACAAUAAAAGCAGCUUGUGUAAAUGAUUGUAUCAGAGCAAUGAUAGGAGCUCAGUUGUAAGUAGUACAGCAGAACUAUAAAAGCACAUGGGAUACAAUGAAAUAAUGACGUAUGCACAUGUACAAAGAUAUAGUAGAUAUUAUGGGAUGGAAGCCCCAGUGGUGUAGAAAUAUAUAUGGAAUGUCACUGAUUCCUCAGUACAUUAAUACAUUAUCAGUAGAAUAGUUUUUACCCAUCAGCUUAACGUCACAAUGGGUGAUUUCUCAGCAGCACUUGAUGUCACAAUAGGUCACGUCAAAAGCAAAGAUGGGGGAAAUGCUCAUGAUUUGUUCAUUGAACUUUCAUCAUCUAAAAAAUAAUAAUAUAGCCAGAAAGUUCCAAAGCUCCUUUCUGGUUAUUGUUUCACAACUGAGUUUUGGAAUGUAGAGGCCCACGCUGAGUGUUAAUCAAUACAACUGAUGCUGUAACUCACCACUACCUGCUCUACCUGCUUUCACUUCACUUGAAUGGGAAGGGCUACAGGGUCAGCAUUGGGCCAAACAUGACAAAAAAAAUCAAAUAUCAAAACAUGUGCCAUAGUCACUAGCUUGAGUAUAAAGACAUGGGUACAUGUAUGGAUAUUUCACCGGGGGCAUUUUUGAAUGAUAAUCAUGGGUUGUUUGUGGAACUUGCCAUUGUACAAGAAGGCCCUCUUAGAUCACUGGUAUAUUUAAUUUUCUGCUACUAAGUAGUCAGUAUGCUUUGGCUACCACAGCCCAUAGGAACCACCGUUUGUAUUCUCAAAAAUUGGUAAACAGUAAAAUAUUGCUACAAAACACUACUGAAUCUAAAUCUGGCACCAAAGGGCACUUUAUAGGGAAUGUAUGGUUAUUUCUCUUUUGGAUUCCGCUCCUUGUUUCUAUGAAGAUAUCCCUGGUUUAGAUAGUAGUUCAAGCUUUGCAGAGCCCAGUCAUUGUCUAAUGCUGGCUUGUCAUUACUAUUGGGUUUUAAUAUCCAUACAAGAAGCCAAUAGGUCAGUGGGAUUGAGGCAAGGCAGGAGGAAUGUGACAGGAUUGGAGGCCUGACUAGAUCCAGGUUUGGCUUUAGAAUUAACAACCCCUUAAGAUUCCUCAAAUCCUGUACAGAGAAAGGUCAUAAAGCUUAGGCUUUCCCAUGUAAUGAUCACAAUGCAGCAUGGAAACGGAACUAUAUUGGUCAUAUUCAUUUAUUAAUUCCGUGUUACCCAAUAUUUUGGAAAAUUGGAUGGUAUUAAGGCCUGUACCUAUGAAACUCCGAUCAAAACAAUAUAAACCAUGUUUAUAUCAGCAUGUUAGGGUAUUGGUUUGUACAAGCCAUUGUUUAAAUGCAUGCCAUACUGCACAACUAAUGAUUAUUAGGAGGUAGGCUAUAGUUUCCAGUUAUAUUUUAUUCUUAGAUAACAAAUGGGGAGAACAGAAUAAUCCUCCUCUGCCUAUUUGCAUUGACACAACUAAGCCACUCUGCCAUAUUGCUUGCCUUGGCAAAGACGGUAUCACCCUUACUGAUCGUAAAUGGGCGGUGCCUUUGGGCGAUGACAAGCGAGGAGAUUAAUCUGCUCUAAUGGUGGCAACUAAUAUCCUCAAAGAUGCCUCGCGAGGAAACUUUAAGCGACUUCGGAAAGUCCAAGCUGCGCAUAUGUUUUCCUAUCGGCAGUUUACUUUCUGGCCUGCAGGAAAGCAUUUGAGGAGAUUAGUCGCAACCGCUAGCGCAGAUUAAUCAUAGGGGCAAUUAAACCUCCUUGUCAUUGACCUAAGAUGACAACCCACCCUAGUAGUUCUUUAUAGGGAGAUAGCAUUUGAAAACACCUUUUUAAUCGAUAUUUUACUAAUCAAGUUACUGAUUUUAUUAUGAUAAGGAAUCAAUGGUAAAUAAAUGAGACAUUAUACUGUAAAGGGGAUCAUACAGGGCCAAUUGGGUCGGCUUUAGAACCAGAUAUGGCCGGUAGGCUGAAUGAAUGGAUGGUGUGAGUGCAAGGGGCUAUACACAAUAUGGCCACCUUUGUUUUGUUCCGACAGCAGAUAGAUAUCAGUCUGAAUUGCCAGGUCACUAUACAUGUACCAAUAGUCAUAUGAUUAGUGAUGAGCAAAUUUUUUCGCCAGGCAUGGAUCCGCAUCGAAUUUAUGCAUUUCUCCAUUGGUGAAUUGUUUAGCGAAUUUGGUGGAAAAAUUAGGUGCGCGUCAAAAUAGGCACGGUCGUGUCAAAAAUGGGCGCGGUUGGGUCAAAACUGGGCGUGGUUGUGAAAAAAAGACAAAAAACACGGACAACAAAAAAAAUCGUGCGAUGAAUGCGUUUUGUGAAUUUUUCUGCGUUUUGCAAAUUUUCUUGUUGUUUCGCAAAUUUUAUGGCGAAGCGAAAUGGAACAGAUUCGCUCAUCACUACAUAUGAUAUUUAAGCCAGCAACAUGUUCCAUAACUAGGGUUCUAGGUAACCUAGAAUCUACAUGAUGCUGCCAUGUCAGCGCUUUAUACACUACAAUCUCUAGUACUUGGUAUUUCUAGGAGUUACUAGGCCAAUUCAAUUUAGGGCCUCCCCAACUUUCCAAAUGAGAAUGUGUAUGGAAACAACUAAUAGUUAUCAGUCAGUGCCCCGCUGACCCACGGCUCCGCCCAUACCUUUAGGGCCUACAGUGGUCACAUGACCUGCUUCCUUGUGGUUACGCCUCUGCUCGGAAUAAGUAAGGAAUUCUAAAGGCAAAUACUUGAUCUUAAAACAUCUUUCCAACGAUUUUACCUUGAUAUAUAUCUUUGGCACAAUGGAACUAUCAUAUCUCUGCAUGUUUGAAAUGGGCCAAGUCAAACUCUUCUGCUGAAUACAAUGAAGGUUCAUCCUCACAAUCUUGAAUAGUGUUCUACUUGCUGAACUUGCUGAAAAAUUGUUAUUUUUAUAACAAAUCUACAGAGAGACCAAAUCAGGCCAGUUCUAUAUCGCUGAGCAGCUUAUUCCGUGAAUGUUGGUUGAUCCUCACCUGUUCCACCUGUACGUUUAUGGUAUGGCCCAGCAAGGUGUCGUCUCUGCUCCGAACCAUAAAGGCCAUUGAGAAUAUAAUCUAUUUUAAGUGAAAAUGCUUCUUUAAAUAACCUGUCAAGUCUGAAAUAUAUUUCUUACUUUGGAGAGCUGUUCUACCUAUUUAUUGUAAUGGUAUUUUGUGAAUAAAAAGUGCGAUGAUUCACUUCCAUUCUUUUGGAUUAAUAUCUGGUCAGUGUAACGUGCCUGCAACAUUGAAUUCAUGUGCCAAAACACAACAAUAAAUGCAUUCAUUUUACGUACAAAAAA
Messenger RNA from Xenopus tropicalis (tropical clawed frog), 8424 nucleotides. RefSeq names its product ST8 alpha-N-acetyl-neuraminide alpha-2,8-sialyltransferase 3 (gene st8sia3). Gene Ontology annotation, biological process: glycoprotein biosynthetic process. Gene Ontology annotation, molecular function: sialyltransferase activity. NCBI's taxonomy places the organism in Eukaryota, Metazoa, Chordata, Amphibia, Anura, Pipidae. The record is from RefSeq and is marked validated. Gene Ontology annotation, cellular component: Golgi membrane.